This is a messenger RNA of Monomorium pharaonis (pharaoh ant), 2710 nucleotides long. RefSeq names its product protein lethal(2)denticleless (gene l(2)dtl). The coding region runs from base 173 to 2131 and encodes 652 amino acids. Gene Ontology annotation, cellular component: nucleus. Lineage: Eukaryota; Metazoa; Arthropoda; Insecta; Hymenoptera; Formicidae. The record is from RefSeq and is a predicted model, not a curated record. Gene Ontology annotation, biological process: mitotic G2 DNA damage checkpoint signaling; proteasome-mediated ubiquitin-dependent protein catabolic process. Gene Ontology annotation, molecular function: protein-macromolecule adaptor activity; protein binding. The transcript is spliced from 8 exons.
UAAUCACGAUCUCGCGGCUUUGCAUGUGCGUGCAGCCGCUACAUGAAAGUGAAGCCCAACAUUCGCGCGGAAAUCUGACAGAUUUCCCGCGUAUAAACAAUCUUUCUCGUAGUAACAAGAUCAUCGGAGGAGAAGCGUUAUCUCCUCGGAAAUUUAUUGAUGUCAAUGCAAAAUGAAUGUAACGAGUGCCGUUCAACGACGGGAGAGAGGCUAUGGAAUGACACAUGAUUAUGAUUUUGCACUUUAUCGCUUGAAAUGCUACUAUGAGGAUGUGUAUCAUGGAAUAUCUCCAAACGCAAAUGCAGUCGAUUACAAUCCCGAGCCACCAGUGUUUGCAUGUCGUUUCUGCACCACACCGGGAUAUGAGGAGAUUCUUGCUUUGGCGAAUGAGGAUGGAAAGAUUGCCUUUCAAGACACCAGAAAGACAUAUGAACACAAUGUGCCAUUGGAGGGAACACAGGCACAUUGUAACGCAAUUUUCGAUGUUGCAUGGAUGCCUGGGGAAAUGAAGCUGGUCACAGUAUCUGGGGACCACACUGCACGUUUGUGGGAUGUUGCCAGUUCUGAUAUAAAACAAAUUAAUUAUUUUCACGCGCAUACGAGAAGCGUAAAAACAGCGGUGUUCCGCGAUGAGGACAAAGCUGUCUUUGCAACGGGUGCUAGAGAUGGCUUCAUCAUGAUAUGGGAUAUCAGAGCUAGUCACAGUUGUCAGCCUAAACCAGAUAAUUGUAUCGUCAACGCGCACAGCAUAGGUGGCACAGGCAGUACGAGACGGAGAUCACACACUCAAGCGUCGCGAGCGCACAGUAUUACCGGUUUAGUGUUUCAAGAUGAUUUUACGCUAAUCUCAUGUGCCGCUGGCGAUGGUUUAUUAAAAGUGUGGGACCUGCGCAAGAAUUACACCGUCCACAAGAAAGAGCCGAUAGCCAAGCAUCUAAUGAAUUAUUCUGGGAACAGCACCAGGAACGGCUUCUCCUCACUGCUAAUAUGCCCAGCUAGAAUUACGUUGUACGCGAGCUGCAUGGAUAACGUUAUAUACGCUUAUAAUGUAUCUUCCUAUAAUCGUAAACCAGUGGCCAAGUAUUAUGGACAUCAGAAUCGCACAUAUUAUGUAAAGACAUGUUUGAGUUCCGACGGCCGUUAUCUUGCUAGCGGAUCCAGUGAUGAGCUCGCGUAUAUAUGGAAUACUAGUAAACCAGGCACAUCGCUAGUUAAGCUCUCUGGUCACACAGACGAAGUAACGUGUAUCGCGUGGUGCAGCGCAGGAGAAACUAAGAUAGUGACUUGCUCCGAUGAUGCUUGCCAUAAAAUAUGGAGGGUCGGGCUCGAGGAUGUAGAAGAAGACAAAGAGUAUGGCGAUUCGAUAAUACGCGGUCGAGCAGAAGUUGUGGACAGACUAGAAAAAAUGAGAAUACAAGAAACUACCCCAACUACACGAAACUCGAAUACUCAAGACAUCGAGACUACGCCAAGCUCGGAUGAAUACAAUUCCUGUCCUUAUCCAAGACAAGGCUCUAUCCUUACUCCAGUUAUGACUCCUGAAUCCAUGGAAGAUUAUAAUGGAAAUAAACACAAUCCUGCGAAACGUAGUUACCUGCAAAUGUCAAGAUCUGAAGGAUUUAAAUGUAUUUUAUCGCCUAUUUUCGAAAACCACGAGUCAGCGGCAAAACGAGUUCACAUAAACAAUCGUGGGAUGCGAAGAUUAUUCGAUUCGACCCCUAGUACGAGUAGAGAUUAUAAUUCGGACGAGCCCAGUACAAGCCAAUCCACAAGUAGGAAUGAAGAAGUUUUUUCGCCUACGUUAAAUCUACCAAAUUUCGUGAUAGACGGUACAGCGCCACACUUGCUUGAAAUAUCACCGCAAAAAUACAAAGAAAACGUUGAUUGGUUAACAAAAAUUAGAAAGGAAAGAUAUGAACAAAAGAAGGCAGCGUCGAGCAGUCCAAAGACUCAGUUGACACCUGGCCGACGAUCCAACAGGUCGCGCUCAACUGAGCCCCAAAAAGUCACAAAACCGACAAAAAGUGUUUCUUUAUUAGACUUCUUUAAGCCAUCCAUAGCCGUUAGUAAAGACAGCAAAAAGGAUUUACCUUCGAAUAGUGAUAAUACACCAUCAUCGAGUACAUCUUGAAAAUAGUGAAUGUUGAAUUCGAUAAUUCAGUGAACUAAAUCUUGAAAUUCUUUCGAGUUUGUUUUUUAUCAUCAACGAUUACAUUUUGAAAAUAGUACACGUUGAAUUUGGUAAUUCACGAACGAUAGGUAUUCACGAAUUGAAUUUCGAGAUUCUCUUUGGUUUUAGUUUCAGUUUCUUAUAAUAUAAAAACAGAGUCUUGAAUCCCGUUCAUUAAUAUUAUAAAAUAACUGAAACUUGCUCUUGACAUAACGCAUUUGAUAAAGAAGAAAAGACUGGUUUAUAAAAUGCUAAGAGCUUUUACCCCGAUUUACAAAAUAAUGAGGUAUCUGGUAUGUGAAAGGAGAUACAAAUCUUAGUGUCAGCUCGCAAUAACGUACCUUGCGUAAUUUUUAGAAUUAACAUUUAAGGUAACAUUUAAUUGUAAGUUGUAGAUAAAAAUACGAUUUGUCACAAAUUUUUUACACGAGGAUUGUAUUGGACAUUAUGCUAGUUCAUGAAUGUAUUAUAUACAAAUUAACAAUUGUUAUAGUUAAAAUAUUUUUGUACCCGGUAAUAAAUUAUUUUUUUUAUAAAAAA